UUUUAAGGCGCCCACGGGUGGCUCAUCUCUGCCCCGUUGUAACAUAAUUCCAUCCCGGAUUAGAAAUUCUACCUCUAGUUUAAGUUAGCGAGUUAACCGCAAAAAGGCUGAUGCAGUUUGCUAACAUUUUCACAAAUGGAGAAAUAAAAAUGUGUUGCAUGUCAUAGAACCCCAGGAUGAAGACCGACAGAAUGCUUGAAAAUGCCUGCAUUAAGGCGCAUCAUGGUUCAGUCGGCAGAAGUUUCACAGCUUUCAGAUCAUCAGGCUCAGCCAGGUUACCCCAGAUCAGCUGCAGCGAGCGAGGAGGAUCUGAGUCACAAUAUCCAGGCACCACUCUCCAAGGAAAGUGGUCCUAAUCAGAGUAGGAAGACAAGAGGGAGGGGAGACACCACACAGCCGAAGGAGAGAAAGACCACCCGAUCGAAGAAGAGAAAGGCCGGCGGGGGAGUUCGGCAAUCAGAGGCAAAGCAAAGGGUGUGCAAAGAGGGAACCCCCUUGUCACCACCCGUCCGCAUCUCUUUAAAAAACAUGAUGGAGGCGGAAAUGAAGCUAGUGUACGGUGACGAGCUGCACAACAUUACCCAGCAGCCCUCCGAGUCCCCGGUUGUCCCUUCAGUUUCGCAAUUAAUGUGUCAAGCUUCUGAAAUAGUAGGCCCUCCAAGUGGACCUAAUCUCGGCUUUCUGCCUCAAAUUGACAAAUGGCUGGAUGUAGCCUUACAGGAUGCCGACUCAUACUACCGACAGAAGAAAUAUGUGAUUGCAGCCAGUCGUUUUACCACAGCUCUGGAGUUGUGUUCAAAAGGUGCUGCAUUUGAACAGUCUUUGCAUGCAGAGUAUGAAGACAUUUCAAAGAUUGCCAGUUUGAUUGAAUCCAGACUUGCUGUCUGUUACCUGAGACUUAAGAGACCGGAGAUGGCCCUCAACCACUCGCACAGAGCCAUCCAGCUGAACCCCAUCUAUUUCCGCCACCAUCUACGCCAGGCCAUGGUGUACCGACUGCUGGGGAACCCAUGUGCAGCGGCGAGGAGUGCCAUGAUUGCUGACUGGGUCUACUGGCUGUCGGGCGGCUCAGAGGAACACAUAAGCAAGCUCAUCAAACUGUAUUGGCAGGCUCUGUUGGAGGAGGCAAUCAUUGUAGAGGACGGCUUUUCUGUCAUGUACACCCCGCUCGCCGCCGGGGACUCUGUCGGGAAUUGUAUUGCCAAAGCUGAAAAGACCUUCAAGACACAGCACCCCGCCUUUACAGGCUACCUGUUCACAGAUGUAGCUGUGAGCCAGAUGAACCUCAUUCGCCCCCACACCUUCCUCACGGCAGGGGCUGUGAGGUUGCCUGUCCUCACUGUCGGCCCGCAGGCUGAAGCACAGACUAGACGAGACCCCAGUGGUGGUCACCUCUUGCCUCAGACCACAGAUUGGAGAAACCCCCCAUCUGCUCAGCAGAGAUACAUCGUCACUCUGGGCUUCAGGAACGGAGAGGAUGGCAACUUCCUCAGCAAACUCACCAACAGGACCUGGCCCUCUUUCACAGGACUCAGCGUUCCAUUCGGCUGCGGCAACCCAGAGGACAUAAGGAGACUGUGUGACACAUUCAGCAGGCGGAUCCUACCAGUCUUAGAUUUUAUUAAGUGCACCAAACUAGCUGCAGGUUUUUCCCCAGGCUCAGGGCUUGUGGAGAGGCUGCAGUACUCGGGCUAUCUGGAGCAGGUCCACCGUGGCAGGGAGCAGACCGCCAUCCUCCACCAGACGCUGGCCGAGCUCGCCGUCGCCCCGUACUUGCAGGACCUCCACCACGUGGACGCCACGCUGCUGGAGGCUCUAAUGGCAGACAGCAUGGACACCCUUGAAGGAAGGCGGACUGAUCGAGAACGUGUGUGGAAUAAAAUGCAAAAGGUGGGGAUGUUGGAGGAUCUGUUGUACCAACUGGAGGAGACCCAUCUUAAAAACAAAGCUCAGAGGUCCAAUAGCAAGCAGAGGGCCAGGUCCCGGGUCCCAAAUGGAAAGUCCAGAGAGAGGUCCAGAGCUCAGGCCAAAAUAGUGGCAAGUGACAGGACCAAGGGCCCUCACAAAGCAGUAGCACCAAAGAGCUUACCAGACCCAGGGUCUGACAGUCAGAAGAGUGGACUUGGAGCGUCCUUCUUUCCAUUUCACAAAGAGUCAUCUUAGACCUGAGCAUCUUCCAUAACAUAACUCUAGGUUGGCAGAAAUAACACAUUUACUAGGGAAUGCCAGCAAGCAGGCCAAAACCCAAUCUCACCAUAACAGGCAGAAAAUCUGGGUGGUAUUUUGAGUCUUACAAUAAAACAGACAUUAUCAUAAUGUUCACAAUGUCAGAGUAUUAUUCCAAUAGUGUGGAAAUAUUGAUAAA
This is a messenger RNA of Esox lucius (northern pike), 2365 nucleotides long. Its product is annotated as spermatogenesis-associated protein 16. The transcript is spliced from 12 exons. Bases 202 to 2163 code for a protein of 653 amino acids. Gene Ontology annotation, biological process: spermatogenesis. Lineage: Eukaryota; Metazoa; Chordata; Actinopteri; Esociformes; Esocidae. Gene Ontology annotation, molecular function: protein binding. The record is from RefSeq and is a predicted model, not a curated record. Gene Ontology annotation, cellular component: Golgi apparatus.